AUGAAAUACAUAGCCACCACUCAGCCACCACGCAGCCUGCGCCUGUUCAAAUCACACGACAGUGAAUUAAUUGCUCCCAAGCCUGAGAGUAGAUGGGGAGGCCAUGAGCCUAUAGUCUUUCGGAACUUUAACUCUAUCAAAGGAUCCAGAGCUGCAGUCUAUACUCUACGGGGAACGCUUGAGAAUGAACAGGGAUGCAUCACUCUCUAUCCAUUCACGGAACACGGUAUGGUUAUCUUCAGCCACCAUUCCAAUCUCUGUACUGAUCAUGGAAUCCUAGAUGAUCCCCUAGGACCCUCGAUAUCGCGAAGACCAAUCGUCAGAGACGUACAAAGCCCACGCGUUAUCAACGCAGCCAAGAAACUUCUAUACGAAUGUCGAAGUCAGGAUAAACCCAGUGAAGGUCACGAAGAAUGCCGCUACUCAAGAGACACCGUCCUUCCCACUCGAGUCUUACAAGUCGGCGUCAACGAAGGCGAAGCUUGUCCCAUCCAACUUCAUAUCAAUGAUAGAGAUCGCUGCGGAUCAUAUUUAGCUCUGAGCUAUUGUUGGGGCGCCACGGAUCCCACAGCGAAGAAUAACCUUGUCCAGUUGGAGAAAGGUAACCAAAAGCACCUUAAGAAUGAGAUCAGGAUGGAAGACCUUGAACAAACGAUUCAGGACGCCGUUCGCAUGACAAGACAGCUUGGUUUCAAUUAUCUGUGGGUCGACAGGUUUUGCAUCUUGCAGGACGAUCACGAAGACAAGAAGAGGGAGUUUUCAAGAAUGGCCAUAACGUAUAAGAAUGCUGUUGUUACGUUGGUAGCCGGCACUGCUAAAGCUGCAUCUGAAGGAUUCUUGACCAUCAAACCCUCGAACAACGAACCGUUUCUCCCAAGUCGAAAAUUCAGUAUUACUAUGGAAGAUAACAGAAAGGGCAUUGUCUAUAUCCCAGACAAGCCAUACCAACCCGUCCACCCAAUCGACACACGAGGGUGGACUUUACAAGAGUUCAUGCUAUCGUCAAGGAUGCUUAUAUUCUCAGAUCACCAACUCUUGUGGCAGUGCAAGCAAACAGAUCUACAGAGCGUGACUGGCGACGAUGACGGUUUGGAGUACCAACAAGGCCUCGAAUCUCUGCCCUGGGCAGCAUUUGAGAACACAGCCGGUCCAUCAUUCGGAGCACAUGACGCUGAUAAGCUGUAUCUAUGGAAAACCAUCUUGAGACAAUACACAGAAAGAGAUCUGACAAAUCCUGGGGACCGACUCCCUGCUAUCACUGGCAUAAUAGCCGAAUUGCAAAAUGUUUGGAAGGAUACAGCUAUAUAUGGGCAUUGGGUGGAAUGGUUCAUUCAACUCUUGGCGUGGCAGAAGCCAGAAGAGGAUCGUGCGAAGGAGCGCUAUCUGUCAAGGGCACCCAGUUGGUCCUGGAUCUCAGUCAAUGGGAAAAUCCAUUGUGACGAAACAAUAGAAAAUGAAGAUGCCAAGAUGGAAAUAGUGACAGCUGCAAAGGCCACAAUGUCUUGUCGCAUCGUGUCGGGAGAUACCAUUGACAAACAUCAAGGGAGUUUGAGGGGUUUGAGAAUGCGAUCGCUUUGA
Messenger RNA from Fusarium graminearum PH-1, 1578 nucleotides. RefSeq lists its product as uncharacterized. The transcript is spliced from 3 exons. Lineage: Eukaryota; Fungi; Ascomycota; Sordariomycetes; Hypocreales; Nectriaceae. The record is from RefSeq and is a predicted model, not a curated record. The coding region runs from base 1 to 1578 and encodes 525 amino acids.